Messenger RNA from Plasmodium fragile, 354 nucleotides. RefSeq names its product translation initiation factor IF-1. Gene Ontology annotation, biological process: translational initiation. The record is from RefSeq and is a predicted model, not a curated record. Gene Ontology annotation, molecular function: RNA binding; translation initiation factor activity; ribosome binding. Gene Ontology annotation, cellular component: cytosol. Bases 1 to 354 code for a protein of 117 amino acids. The transcript has a single exon. NCBI's taxonomy places the organism in Eukaryota, Apicomplexa, Aconoidasida, Haemosporida, Plasmodiidae.
AUGAAGAGGUGGACCACAUGGAGGAAGACAACGAGGCGAAUUCCUCGUAGGAACGUUCAUGUCAUAUAUAACCGGGGCAGAGAUAGCAGCGUAUUAAAGGAAAGAGAAAGUGAUACCAUUGAAAUGAACGGAGUAGUGGACCAAUGUCUGGCCAACACAAACUUUGUGGUUCGAAUUCCAAAUGGAGAAACCUUCUUGUGCUUCAUCUCAGGAAAAUUAAGAAUCAAUAAGGUAAAAAUUAACCUCGGGGACAUGGUUAAAAUACAGAUUCAUAAGUUGAACUUUGAGAAGCGCAGGGGGAAAAUUGUGUUUAGGUAUUUGCAACACGCCGCACUGGGGGGGAAGAAGGGGUGA